CUACAUCAAACAGAUGACGGAUGUCGCUGUCACAUGCGUCAUAAGAAGGCGACUCACACCGAAGCAGGCAUCUAUGAGGCGGCUUGCACGGCUAAUGCAAGUUAGUUUUUAGCAUCAUAACGUUCACAUAAUGGAGCUCAAUGACAGUGAACUGGCAACGCUGCGGAACAGAUUCAAGAAGAACGCGGAGUUUCUCCUCCAAACGACGACGACGGGGGACGAAGAUGAAAAGAGUCAUGAAGAAAAAGAUUUCAAGCCUCUCCCUCGUGUCAACAGACACACCGUUUUCUGGAUCAUGGCGUCUGUAGGUGUGACCUACUAUGUGGAUUUCUUCCGCAACAUCAUAGAGAACGAUGAUAUUAAAAGUUGGUGGUUCAAUGUGGGUCUGGCACUGCUCGGGGUCUGCCUCAUUCUGGCCACAUUCUGCAUUGUGUACCUGGAGUGGGUCAAAGGAAUCCAGCACUAUGACCUAGAAUACCCGGCCAUUCCACCCCUCGCCACCGCAGCCUUUAUUGCUGCAUCAUGCAGCUUUAACAUAGCUCUGUGGCCAGUGUGGGCUUUCUUCACCCCACUCAUCCUCUUCACACAGUUCAUGGGUGUGGUCAUGUUCAUCUCUUUACUUGGAUGACUGACAGGUCUAGCCUUAAGGACUUUUUUUUUUUACCACGCAGUUAAGUUUUAAAUAAUGUAAUGUGGCUGACUGCAUGAAGACUUUUUUCAAGUCAACACUGUCAAGCUCUCACACGCCUUCACAAUAAAAGCACUUAUAUGACAGGAACCCACCUGUAAUGAAGAUGGAAAGAACAUCGCUGUUUUUUAAUGGUAUGCCAGAGUCCAUAGAUAAAAUCAGUGAUUUUUGAUUUGUGACCUCGUGAACUAAAAUCACGGACACUCUCUAUGCAGUUUGGUGUUGAAGAGUUAGUUGUUUGAAACUUGAGUUUCCAGUCAGAAGAAGGCUGGCGGUGAGUGUCAGUCAGUGCAGUGUGGACCAUGCAUCAGUAAUAAUGACAGUAAAGUCUUUUUCACAAUAAGGUCAAAGGUCAGAUUAUUGUUGUCUGUGGAAAUCAGCUGUAAUUAAUUUUUAUCAUGCACACCUGUUGAUCUCCUGUGAAUUGUGUGUUUGUGUGUGUGUGAGGUGUGUGACGAUGUCUGCUUCUAAAGUGUUUUUGUCUCUAAUAAAACUAUUGUUGCUAUGAA
Molecule: messenger RNA, 1197 nt
Organism: Solea senegalensis (Senegalese sole)
Lineage: Eukaryota; Metazoa; Chordata; Actinopteri; Pleuronectiformes; Soleidae
Gene: tmem128
Product: transmembrane protein 128
Exons: 5
Coding region: 131-628 (165 amino acids)
Source: RefSeq, a predicted model, not a curated record